CCCCCCCUCCUGCCCCCUCCUACGUCCUGCGGAGCUGAAGCCAUGGCGGCGUGCCGGGGAUCCUCGUCCACUAAGUGGUUUCUAACCCGGGAGCAGCUCGACAACACCCCGUCCCGUCGGUGCGGGGUCGAACCGGACCGGGAGCUAUCAUAUCGGCAACAAGCGGCCACUCUGAUCCAGGACAUGGGCCAGAGACUCAACGUCUCCCAAUUAACUAUAAAUACAGCUAUUGUUUACAUGCAUAGGUUUUACAUCCACCACUCAUUCACCAAGUUCCACAGAAAUAUCAUAUCUCCAACGGCGUUAUUUUUGGCUGCGAAAGUGGAAGAGCAGCCGAGAAAGCUAGAGCAUGUGAUUAAAGUGUCACACGCGUGCCUAAACCCACAGGAAGCGCCGCUUGACUCCAAGAGUAACGCCUACCUCCAGCAAGCUCAAGAGCUGGUGCUUCUUGAAACCAUAGUGCUGCAGACCCUUGGCUUUGAAAUUACUAUUGAGCACCCACACACAGAUGUGGUGAAAUGUUCCCAGCUUGUGCGAGCAAGCAAGGAUCUGGCACAGACUUCCUAUUUCAUGGCUACCAACAGCCUCCACCUCACCACAUUCUGCCUUCAGUACAAGCCUACAGUGAUUGCAUGCGUGUGCAUCCACCUGGCGUGCAAGUGGUCCAACUGGGAGAUUCCCGUGUCCACGGAUAGGAAGCACUGGUGGGAGUACGUGGACACGACGGUCACCCUGGAGCUGUUGGACGAGCUGACCCACGAGUUUCUGCAGAUCCUGGAGAAGACGCCGAGCAGGUUAAAAAGAAUCAGGAACUGGAGGGCGACGCAAGCUGCCAAGAAGCCCAAGGGAGACGGCUCCGCCGACGGCUCCUUCUCCGGACCCUCCCUGGGAGAGUCCUCCCUGCUGGACACAUCCAUGGGCGCCUCCUCCUCCUCCUCCAACCCCUGCUUCCCUAAACCCAGCACCUCCUACCCCCUGUCCAUGACCAGCACGCCCCUCUCUGCGGACGGCCUGGCCGGCUCCUACGGCACCGGGGACUGGCCCCAUGCCAGCUACUCCGGCACCCCCCUGAAGCAGGAGCCCACGGAGCCGGCCCUGUCCCUGCCCUCCUCCUCCGCCGCCUCCUCGUCCUCUUCCACUGCCUCCCUUUUACCCCACCCGCCGUAUAGGACUGAUAAGGGGCCGGGCCCCACCCUGGUCAAACACGAACACAAAGGAGGGACCAGGCACCCGCCGCCGCCGACCGGCCUGCCCCCCAACCUCUCCGCCGCCUUCCCCCCGCCGCCCCUGGCCGUCUCCCCGCUGCUCACGCCCCAGGGCCAGAGGCUGUCCCUGGACAAGUACCGCGAGAAGCAUCGGGGCGCGGCGGAGGACUCCUCCCACUCUUCCGCCGGCCAACCGGAGCACAGGAAGCACCCGCCGGGCCCCGAGGCGCCGGCGAAGGCGAAGCACCAUUCCUCGUCGGCCUCGGGGCACGAGCGGCGCCACCACGGCGAGAAGCGCGACAAAGGCGGCGCGCACGGAUCGCUGAAGCUCCGCCUCCCCCUGCCGACGCCCACGCCCGGUAUAGGCGGUUCCCAAGGCAACCGGGAGGAGCUCAAAAUGAAGAUCAAGGUGGAGCGCCACAGCUCGUCGGACGAGAGCGUCGCGGCGGCGGCGGCGGUCGCCAACAGCAACAGCAGAAGUAAACAUUCCAGUCCGCUGGUGAGCAAGGAGAAGCACGCGCACCGCGGCGGUGAACACGGCCUCCAUCGCCACCAUCAGAAGCACGCCGGCCACGCGCACAGCGGCAACGGGAGCGGGCCCGCCGGAGCGGUCGCCACGGAGGCCGCCGCGAUGCUGCUGUCGUCGUCGUCUUCGUCGUCCCGCAAGAGGACGCACCCGGAGGCGGGCCACAACCAACACUCCUCCUCAUCCGGCUCCUCCAGAGCCAGCAAAAGCUCCAAAGGAGGGGGCGGCGCUGCAGGUGGGCUGUGGGCGUCCCAGCAGCUGCCGGCCGCUAGCGAGCCGACACACGAGGCGGGAGAGCAGAGACACUGAGCCUGGAGCUUGGCGACUGUAACCCCCGGCAACCGUAACCCUCACCGACCAGGCCGCCAGCCACAGGACCAUGCAAGGCACCCAGGACUUGCUACACCUUUUUUUCAGAAUAAGUCCCCCCCCCCCCCCCCCCCCACAGGAAGGAGAAACAUAAUUAAAAAUAAACAAUGAGAUGAUGGCAAACCUUUUGCUUCAAGGCAGAAAUUGAGUGGGGAAAAGAAAGAGGAAAUCUUUAUUGUGAAAGCGAUUGUUGGACUUCUCUGGUUUUUCAAAAGAGAAGAUGCAAAAAAAUCAACUAAAGAUAUACAAUGAAUUGAUGCUUCCAGAUCUUCUGAUCUCCGGGCCGGGAUGGUAAAUCCUGUCCACUACUCCAAGUAUGUGAAAUUGCUGCUUUGUUCCUCAUAGCCUGAAUGGAUGUGGGUGCGUUGGAGUGUGAGUGUUCAUUUUCCACAAACUGGGGACUGGUUUCACUAAAUAUGUGGGGUAAAGGUGAAAGUGUUAAUACUGGAAAGACAGAGUGACAUUUCUCCAUUCUUCACUUCUUCAAAUCUUCUUUGAAAUGUAUAAUUUAGUUGAUCAGCAUGACUGCAACUGUGAGGAACGUCGAGAACGUAAAGGUUCUGGGAAAAGUUCAGUUUGGUUUCCGCUUUUCCCAUUUAUUUUAUAUAUUUUUUAGUUUGUUGAAAUUGUUCUUUAUUUUUUAGUGUUGCCUUCGCUCAACUUCAUUCAGUUCUUUCCUCCUCACUUAUCAUAUUUUCUACUUAGAUACUGUACGUAUGCUCUGCAUGUUUCAACCUCCAAAGGGAUUUCAAAGCAGAACUGACUCGUGUUUACAGCGAUGGUGGAGAUAAGUGUACAUACGUUGUUGUAUGUUUAAAGACAAAUGUGUAUAAGAUGGAUAGAUAUAUCUACAAAAUGACUACUCAGGUUUGGAGCUGCUUGUAAGUAUAACAAGAUGUCUAUAUACCUUUAAAAAAAAAAAAAGCAUACUGUUGGAAUCAGGCGUUUGUCAGGCGAUUGCAGCAUUCCGCUGUCGUGUAUGUGUGCUUCCCAGAGCCUGUAGUUUAUUUCACGGCCUGAAGGGGGCGCCAAAUCCCCAGGGAAUCCCUCGGGCCACAUGGGCACAUCCAACACUUAUCUUGACACUUCGAUGCGAUGCAAUUUAUAUUUUCUUUUUUAAUCUCCAAGAAAACCUUAAGCUGAAUGCCAAAGGCCCUGCCUCAGAAUAAUGUUUAAAAUAUUUUGAUUAAUAGUGCUAUACAAGUUUACAUUUCCCUCUUGCUUUCAAGUGCAUUUAAAAAGAAAAAAAAAUGCUCACAUCAAUUGAGCCCUUUGCCUGUACAUUAGUGGUUAGAUUAGUGAAACCUAAACAGUGUGAACCAGGUCUAUGUGAUCUGUGUAUCAGUGUUAUUAUACAGUGACCGUAUGCAAACCCUAAUGAGACAAAAUCUUAUCAUUCACCUACCUGCACUGUAAAAAGAAAAGGUUCAUUUCUGGUCAUUAUUUCAUUUAUUACAAGUAAUAUCUCAGAAAAUAUUGUUUUCAAGUUGUUUUGCAUUUGUAGAUUUGUUUUGCUGAUGGCCUGAUUUAGCGAGAGGUUCAACUCUUGGUUGUUCCCUGGGGCAAGCGACUUGGCCACGGAAAAAUAAAAAGCUUUUUGAUAAAGCAAACGAAGUGCAGUAGACCUUUUUCGACAUUCAUUAUCCAACUUCAACCAUCUUUAAUUGAGUAAUACAAUCACACGGAAAA
Messenger RNA from Gadus morhua (Atlantic cod), 3789 nucleotides. It is a transcript of the gene ccnt2a, whose product is annotated as cyclin T2a. NCBI's taxonomy places the organism in Eukaryota, Metazoa, Chordata, Actinopteri, Gadiformes, Gadidae. The coding region runs from base 43 to 2040 and encodes 665 amino acids. The record is from RefSeq and is a predicted model, not a curated record. Gene Ontology annotation, biological process: regulation of transcription by RNA polymerase II. Gene Ontology annotation, molecular function: cyclin-dependent protein serine/threonine kinase regulator activity. The transcript is spliced from 10 exons.